Blastomyces dermatitidis ER-3 is the source of this 2914-nucleotide messenger RNA. Its product is annotated as PAB-dependent poly(A)-specific ribonuclease subunit PAN3. The record is from RefSeq and is a predicted model, not a curated record. NCBI's taxonomy places the organism in Eukaryota, Fungi, Ascomycota, Eurotiomycetes, Onygenales, Ajellomycetaceae. Gene Ontology annotation, molecular function: poly(A) binding; protein kinase activity; ATP binding. Bases 505 to 2472 code for a protein of 655 amino acids. Gene Ontology annotation, biological process: protein phosphorylation; mRNA processing; nuclear-transcribed mRNA poly(A) tail shortening. Gene Ontology annotation, cellular component: P-body; PAN complex. The transcript has 9 exons.
UGGCCCCGGUUUUAAUACGAGCUGGUAUGGAAUUGUAAUCCUAGGCAAGAUGGCCACAAAAACGCAUUCAAGACUGCUGUCUCGUUUUGUCACGUACCCGCCAGGGUCCAGUCCAAGCUACCUGACUAAGCCCAAGUCAAGUGACUGCCCUGCUGCUAUAUCGGUAUCAGCGCAAAAAGCUCGCCGCCGCAUUUUCAUUUCGGUUCUAUCACCGACAUCAUCGUGCGGCUGAUCCCGCUGUGACUGGCACUUCCCGUCAUCUCGUCCUUCGAGUGCUAACUGUGCACCCUUAGUCCUGGUUAUUUCCGAUCCUCAAAUUCUAUCCUCGACGACUGUGAUCUAUCGCCGUGUCAUGGAUAUGCAGUGACUCGCUGAACCCCCCAGUGACGUCCUAUCUGGAAUGCGACUCAUUGUCACUGCGUCUCGACAUUCCGAUUUGUUGGAUUCUGUUUCUCUCGAGUCAAUGGAGCCUGUUUGGUGCUGAGCUGUGCUGGAUCUGCGGUUAUGGCUUCGGCAACAACCAAGGCCAACUUGGACGACUCCAGACGAAGCACCGGAUCGCCGAAGCUGAAAGGUCGCGAGAAUGCGAAAGACACCCUGUGUCGUAACGUGACAAUUUACGGUCGAUGUCGCUACGAAGAUAAAGGUUGCGCAUUUAACCAUGACCCGCACAGGGGAAACCCCUCGCAUAGCACUGAAAGCAAGAAACGACUCAAUGUCGAUUCUCCUAGCUUCACCCCUUCGCUUCUAAAUGGCUCUGGGGCCAAAAAGCCCGCAGCCACAACUACCAUUUCACCGAAGGCUGCCAGCGCGGCCCCGUUUCUUCCCAAAGGCAUAAUCUCACGGUCAAAUGCAUCUACACCUCCUAUUCGCCAAGAUACGUCUACUCCGGAAUGGAUUGUUGCAGAUAUUCCAGACUUUGUUCCGCAAGGCUUCGAUGCAGUUCAGGUGGACAGUUUACAGGGCAACGGGAAUGGAGGAAUACCCCCAGGCGCUUAUGAUCCCUUCAUUGGACCCUCCACAACACCAUUAACAACACCUGGUGCAGUGGGUCCUCAAGUUACUCCGAACCCAUAUGUCCACGAUCCCUCCGCUUUGGGUGCAGCAGCGUACUUCGGUCCUCAGAGCACUUUCCAACAACCAGUUCAAUACCAUCUCUACGCACCCAUCGGACCACAUAACACGAAUAUAUUAGGCUACCAAAGAAAUGUCCAUGAUUUGUUCCUCCCAAAUGACUUUCGAGAGGAAUUACAGAAGAAGGCAGCGGCCACACUGCAGACUCUUCCCAACUCUCAACUUCCGGCGCAGAUAGACCAUUUUCACUCUCUGGUGCCACUCGAUCUUUCCCACCAGAAGAAUGCGGCAAUUUUCGGCUAUCCCAGCUGGGUAUACAAAGCUCAAUCAAGUAAAGAUGGAAACUUUUACGCUCUUAGGCGUCUGGAAGGUUUCCGCUUGACUAGCGAAAAGGCCAUCCGAUCAGUCCAAAAUUGGAAACGCGUAUGCAACGGCAGUGUAGUCACGGUCCAUGACGCAUUUACCACCCGCUGUUUCCAAGACAGCUCCCUAAUAUUUGUUACUGACUACCAUCCUAUGUCCAAAACGCUGGCAGAACACCACCUUGGUGGUACUGGCCGAUAUCAGGCUCGUCAGGCGGGUACACAUAUCCCCGAACAAAUCCUCUGGAGCUACGUCACUCAAAUUGCAUCUGCUUUAAAGGCAAUCCAUAGUGUAGGAUUGGCAGCACGAGUAAUCGAUCCUAGCAAGGUUUUACUCACAGGUAAAAAUCGCAUCCGACUAAACGCAUGUGCAAUUCUAGACGUGGUACAGCAUGACUCCCAACGAUCAACUGCAGAGCUCCAGAGUCAAGAUUUGGUAAACUUUGGCCAACUGAUCGUCACCUUGGGCGCAAACUCACCUUCCGUCGUGCAUAAUCCCACAAAAGCCAUGGAACAUUUUAGCCGUGCAUACACCCCCCAAUUAAAGAACUCCAUCUUCUGGCUGCUGGGGGCAUUGCAAAUGGACCAGGAACGCAGCAUCGAUCUCUUCGUCACCGGCAUCUCCUCUCAGCUCAUCUCCACCUUCGACUCCGCCCUCCACCUCGACGACGAACUCACCUCCGAUCUCAGCCGGGAACUCGAAAACGCGCGCCUCGUCCGCCUACUCACAAAACUAAAUUUCAUAAACGAACGCCCCGAAUACGAACAUGACCCGCAGUGGGCCGAAAACGGCGAGCGUUACGUCCUCAAACUAUUUCGCGACUACGUGUUCCACCAAGUCGACGCUCAAAAUGCACCCGUCGUCGACUUGGCGCACGUGCUUACGUGCUUGAACAAGUUGGAUGCGGGGACUGAAGAAAAAGUCACACUGAUCAGCCGAGAUGAGCAGAGCUGUUUUAUUGUCAGUUAUAAGGAGUUGAAGAAGGCGGUGGAAUCAUCAUUUCAGGCGUUGACGAAGCAUCCGAGGAGGACUUAAAAAGCUAUUGGCUUGCGUUUUAUCCCUAUUUUAAGCCCCUUUUGGUGCGAUUGAUUGAUUUGGGCUGUUGGCCUCGUUUUGUGCUUUUUUUUCCCGUCCUCUUUUAUCGUUAUUAUAUAUCACCCAAUUCGUUUGCGUUGGGGGACGGGACGGGACGGGGUGGGAUGGGAUGGGAUGGGAUGGGAUGGGAUGGGAUGGGGAGAGAGGGAUUCGGAUCUCAGGAAACUUGGAAAUUGGUUGGAUGUGUUGGAUUAGACCUCCUUUUGGAGUCAGGGUUUAGAGCGGCCGGCAGGAUAGGAUAUGAUGAGCAAGGAAAAGAAACGGCAAAACGGAAAAAAUGAACGCCGAAGAGAAAGGGAAAUAUCUAAUUGUCGAGUCCUUUUUUUCUUUUUUUCUUUUUUUCUUUUUUCUUUUUUUUCUUUUUUUUUUCUUUUUUUCUUUU